Messenger RNA from Schistosoma mattheei, 1286 nucleotides. NCBI's taxonomy places the organism in Eukaryota, Metazoa, Platyhelminthes, Trematoda, Strigeidida, Schistosomatidae. The record is from the annotation of a GenBank genome assembly.
UUCAAAUUGAUGGAUUUCGAAAAAUCCCUAUUAAUAGCUAUUUAAUUACAAGCUGAUCUUGAAAUACCUAUCUUAGAAAGUGAGUGAUGCAACGACACUUUAUUUCAGGUGUUCCGACAUGUAUAAUAAAGAAGGCAUUUGAGAUCAAUACUAUACAAAACACUAACUAGAGCUCUUCAUGGCGGUGUUCAAUUUACCAUAGAACAUGAAGAAAAUAUAGCUGUGCAACAGAAGGUAGACAGUAUAAAUCCUUGUUCAUUUUAUCGGAAGUGUAUAAGACGUGGUUUGUACCGGAACUCGAAUAAUAUUUUUUUAAUCGGUUGCAGAAUAUUAUUUUAUAGAGCAGAAAAAAACAUGAAGCACAGUCACAAGUUAAAAAUUUCCUAACCAACCAGAAAAAGGAAAUUAAUGAUUUAUGUUAUAUAUAAAGGACAUCCUCACGGUAACUUAUAAGAAUAAUCUUAUUAAUAGUAAAUGUACUGAUCUCUCUGAUAUAUCAUGAUGCAUUUUGGACUAACUCAACGUGAACUACUUCAGUAUACACAGACUACACAGCCGAAUGUUUUGAAACCUGGAGUCAUAGACGAAGUAGUGAACGUGUUAUUGAAACACUAUCGAAAAUGUGAAGAUGAACGAAUCCACAGUUUAGCUGAAGUCGAACGUAAACGUAUGCAAAAUCUGGAAGCAGAAACUGAACUAAAACAGAUACAUUUAUGUUUAAAGAGAGAACCUAAAUGUCAGACUAAGAAACUGACCAGGAAAACUGUAAAGCCAUCCAUAGAUUGGAUGGAAACCCAGAAACCCGGGAUGCAUCCCCCACCCGAUUCAAACAAGUGCAAAAAAAUAAAAGAUGAUGAUCUAUUAGCUAAGGCAGAAAACGAUAUUUACAACCAAACAGAUAAUGAUCCAAAAAACAGAUAUACUGAUGUAAACCAUUCAAAUCGGCUAAAAGAAUUAGAUCCAGAUGCAUGCUUACAUUUACCUCUUGGUUUGGUAAGAAAUCCUACUCCAAGAACAAAGAAGUUUUUAUCAUCUGAGACUAAUGAAUCACUUUAUGCUACGGCAAAUCAAAUAGUUUAUUCAUCAUCUGAUGAUCAAGCACAGAAACGCUGACAAGGAAAGGGAGCAACAAUUUAAUUCGGUUGUUAGAAUAUUGUUUAAUGAGUAUUUUUCUAAAGAAAACAAUAAAUAUUUACAAAAACCGUUUUGUUGAUGUUUUGAUUGCCAUUGUAAAAUUUUCUAUUUUCAGUCAUGUUAUCGGUAAUCAGUUAAGUCAAAAAAAGUUU